UUUAGACAAUUACAUGGAAGUGAUUUACCUGAUGUCUUGCGGAUAAUGUUAGAAAUCCUGACAUAAUGGAUAUCAUGAUUUGCUGUAUAUGUCACCAUGCAGUUGAAGACAACCAAGGCUCUAAACUUACAGUAAAAGGAUGCAGUGGAAUAAAUGAUGCUAGCUUGAAGAGACAGGAUAAUGUUCAGGCUGUUCCAGGAAAUUUUGUUCACAUUGCAUGUCGAAAGACUUACAAAAAGGCUAAUGUUAUUGUUCGCGAUACAAAAGAAAACUUUAGUCCAAACACCAGAUUUGUGAGGUCUAAAGCUGAUGUAUUGAAUUUUCAAGAACAUUGUAUAUUUUGUGGUCAUUCUGCUAAAUACAAUGACAGAAAACGCGGUUUGGAUGUUUUUCCAGUAAGGACAUUAGAGUUUCAAAAAACUAUAAAAGAGUUGUGUUCAGCUAGAGGAGAUGAUUGGGCUGAUAAGGUUCGGGGCAGGAUAGAAUAUGUAAAUGACCUAUCAGCAGUUGAUGCAGUUUACCACCAGUCCUGUAGCAUCAAUUUUAACCUAUGACGAUGACAUCACCAAUACGAGGCAGACCCACGAACGAAGCAGCACAUCUAGCUUUUCAAUAAGUGAUCUCAUCAUUAAAAGAAAGUGACGAUGAGCAAAUAACAGUUACAGAUUUAGUUGACCAAAUGAAAAAUAUUUGUGGAGAAAAUGCAUAUGGUGUACAAUACACUAAGCAGAAAUUAAAGGAACAUUUUGUUGAUUCAGUUAUAAUCACAGACAUAAAUGGGAAAGUAGAUGUGGUCACCUUUACAAGAACUGCAGCUUCAAUAUUACAUGACUUCUAUUCACAAGGAAAGUUAGAUAAUGCCGAGGCCCAAAAAGAGACUCUUUUAAAAACAGCAGCUAAGUUAAUUCAAAAUGAUAUCAAGGAUGUAAAAAGUGACAAAUCAGUUCAUCCAAAUCCGGAUGAUAUCGCCAAUAAGCAGUUUGUGCCUGAAAGCUUAUUAAUCUUUUUAAGAGAAAUAUUUUCGGGGAAGGAUUCUGAUGUAAAAUUGUGCUCAAUAGGUCAAGCCAUUAUGCAAGCUUGUCGACCUAGAACUAUCAUAGCUCCAUUACAGUUGGGGUUGGCUGUUCAGCUCCAUCAUCAUUUUGCGUCAAGGUAUCUCAUUGAUGUGUUGAAUAGCCUUGGAUUUUGUGUGUCUUACUCUGAAGUGCAGAUGUUCGAGUCAAGUGCAGUUUUUACAAACAAUACAAAUAUUGAAAACUAUCAUGAAGACAUGUUCAUUCAAUAUGUGGGUGACAAUGUUGACCAUAAUCUACGGACUUUGGAUGGACACAAUACCUUUCAUGGUAUGGGUAUGAUUGCCUGUGUUACACCGGGAAACUUUAGUUAUAAACCAGUGACAAGAAGGCGCAUUACAACUGAGGAUCUCUUGUCAAUUGGAAGGAUAAAUAAACAAUAUUACACAGCACCAUGUAAUUCAAAGCCUUCACUGAAAUUGUCAGAGAUAACAUUACAGAAUAAAACUCGUAUAUAUGAUGCUUACAACAAAAUUUCAUUUCUUGCGCAGAUCACUUGGCCACACAGGAAACCUGGACCCGAAUGGUCCGGACUUAUGCAGAUGAUAAGUAAAGGUGAACACCCAGGUAAAUCAUCGGUUAUCCUGCUACCUAUGAUUGAUAUGGAUCCGAACGACAUGUCAUGCGUUUUCACAACGCUUCAGUAUAUUUCCAGCCAUGCAUACAAGUACAAGCAAACCGCGGUUGUCACAUUUGAUCAACCAUUGUAUUGGAAAGCAGUAACAAUUGUAUCCAAAGCUAAUGAUGGUACUUUGCUAAAGGACAUGGUAGUUCGACUAGGCGGAUUUCACUGCAUAAUGAGCUUUCUGGGAUGCAUUGGCCAACUCAUGUCAGGCACAGGAUUGAAUGAAUUGUUUGAAACAGUGUAUGCUCCAAAUACUGUGCCACACAUUAUGAGCGGGAAAGCAGUUGCAAGAGCUGUUCGCGGACACUCGUUAGUCUCAACUGCCCUAUGUAUUCUAUUGAUGCGUGAGGAAAUUAUUAGUUCUGUAAAAAAAACCUAUUGAUGACAAUAACAACACACCAGCAACUCCAAGUAAAAAAAACUGCAAUAAUGAAGAAAGUACAUUUGAAGGAAAUAGCUACACUGUGUCUCCCAGCAUGCAAACAAUGACUGACCUCUAUGAAAAGCUUGUAUCUGGUAAAAAUCUACCACACGAUGUGUAUGACAAUGAACUUUUAGAUAAGUUAUUUCGAUCCUGGUUGGACACAAAAUCUCGUCUGAAAGUGUACCCAACAGCAGCAUUGUGGAUCCAGUAUCUGGAAAUAAUUGACAUCUAUAGACAGUUUGUAUUUGCUGAGCGUACUGGUAACUGGGAAUUGAGUCUGCAGUCCCUUCAUGAAAUGUUACCGUAUUUUGCUGCAGCAGGACACAACUUAUACUUAAAAUCUGUAUACCACUAUUUGGAAACUAUGAAGAAACUUCCCGAAAGCCAUCCAAAUGUUUGUCAAGCAUUUCAAAAUGGUUUACAAGUUGUGAGACGAAGUGACAGAUACUGGGCAGGCUUGUCACCAGACCUUGUUAUUGAGCAAGUCCUAAUGAGAAGUGCAAAAACUGCAGGUGGAAUGGCACGUGGUAAGGGUAUGUCAGAAAGCCAACGUACACAAUGGCUUUUAUCCAUGCCUACAUGUGUUGAAAUGAACAAUGCAAUGCAAUCUUUCUGUGAGAAAGAAUUUCAGUCCAGUCCACAACAUAAUAAGGAAUUUGGGAAAACUCGCAAUGAGAGAGACUACAAGGACACACAAACAUUCGUGUCCUUUCUAGAAGAAAGAACCCCAUUUCGUAAGGAUCCUCUUUUGUACAAUAUAGAAACUGGUGUCACCUCCUCAGAAAACGCGAAUGUACAUAAGGCUAAAAAUGUUGGGGAUGGUAUUGUCCAGUCUAUGAUGGGACAAGAUGCUUUUGAAAUCACAUUUAAACGGAACAAAAGGGCGGUUACUCUGGACGCUGCACAGCGGAACAAGACAGAUGACGUUGUGAAAGUUGAUCCACAAUUACUGUUUCAAAGACUAUCUACAGCAGCCCAAAGAUUUGCUGAUGACAUUACAGUAUAUUUUCAUAUGAGCUUUGUAGUGUACCAUCUGCAUUGUUUGAUACUACUGGACUCAUUCGAAAGUCUCAAAAGUCCUUACUGGCUGAUGCGAUAUGGAAACUUGGUGACUGUAGUGCAUGUGAGGAAUCUGACACUGUAAACUUAACUUAUGUGCUUGAUGGUGGAUCUCUUCUUCAUCAUUUGCCGUGGAAGUUGGGAAUGACAUUUGCUGAAAUCUGUAAAGCCUAUAUAAGCUACAUAGCUGGAAGGUAUUUCAAUGCAGUGAUUGUGUUUGAUGAUUAUCUGUCAGGACCAACAACAAAAGACACAGCACAUAUCAGGCGAACGCAUGGUGUUGUUGGACCAAAAGUCUACUUUACAAAAUGCACUCCAUUGGCUUCACGAAAAGAUAAGUUCUUGUCAAACCCAGAAAAUAAACAGAAUUUCAUUUUCAUGUUGGGAACAGAAUUAGAAGGACACGGAUAUCGUUGUGUUCACGCUGUCCAUGAUGCUGAUCGGUUGAUUGUAGAAACUUCUCUCAAAUUAGCGGAAACAUCAAAUGUAACCAUUAUUGGUGAAGAUACGGAUUUACUUGUACUUCUGUUGCAUUUCAAUUCACCCAGCAGAUCGGUAUUCUUCAAGUCAGCAACCAGUGCUACAGCCUCCAAGGGAUUGCGAGUUUGGCAUAUUCAGAAGACAAAACGGGUAUUAGGUCUCAGCUGUUCCCAUAUCCUGCCUGUAAUACAUGCCCUCACUGGAUGUGAUACUACCUACAGAUGUAUGGCAUAAGCAAAGGAGCGGCACUGAAAAAGUUUUUGGGUAAUACAGAUCUUGUUACACUUGCGGAGACAUUCAUAGAACAGUCCACUGAAGAAAGCAUAGUAAGCAAUGGAGAAAAGAUACUUGUUAGUCUGUAUGGUGGAUUGGAUGAGGAAGGGUUAGACAUGUUACGCUUCAGGAAAUUUACGCGGAAGGUAAUGACAAGUACAACCCAUGUGCAGGUCCAAACAUUACCACCUACCUCUAGGUCGGCAAGGUAUCACAGCGUGCGCUCAUAUUUUCAAGUCCAGGAGUGGAUAGGAGCUGACCCACGACUGCUGCCAACUGAAUGGGGUUGGGCUCUUAAUAACGACAGACUUCUACCAUUGAAAACAGAUUUACCGCCUGCCCCAGAGAACCUUCUUAACAUGAUUAAAUGCAGAUGCAAACGAAAUUGCGAUUCUAAAAAAUGCACAUGUAGAAAAAACGGACUUGAAUGUACAACUGGAUGUUCAGAGUGCCAGGGUGUUAGUUGCACUAACACAACAUGUAGACGGGAAUCAGACGAUUCUGACUCAGACUUGGAAUUAUAAGAACCUGGUUUAACAUUUGUGUAAAAGACUUUAUUACAUGCGCCUGAUACUUGUGGUCAAACAUGAACGUAAUGUGGCAGUCAUAUAUCCUAUUGAGGUUAUGUUCGUUGCCCCACCCACUUCUUCAUUAUUGUAUAAUGUUUCAUGUAUAUUUAUCUCGCUUUAAAUACAUGCACAGAUAGCAAAAGAAUAUAUUUUUAUAUUAUUUGCUACUUUCUGUGUACCGGAUUAUGUUCAAAUAUUGAAAUGAAACUGCUCUUCUGAACACUAUUUAGCUGUAGCAGGCAAUUUCUAUCUGAAAUAUUAAGUGUUUACCGAGUAAAUAUUUUCAUUUUUUUACAAUAUUUUCCCUGCUUAGAUUUUUCUAGAUUUUUUUUAUUUGAUAUAUAAUAGAUACUAGAUGGUAAAUUUAAAGGUUUCGUUUCUGUUGCAAUUUUUUAAGGUUAUGGCUAUUUUGGGGAUAUUUUGACUGGACUAGAGUUAAAGUCUACCAGUUAGACCACUCGGCUAUCCGUACUGAUACAAUGCGUGAUGUAUUUUUUACUUUAUAUAUCAAUACUCGUAGUAUCACAACAUAUAACGACAACAACAGAACUCUCCAAAUAAGUCAAUCGUUUCGCGUUGCAACGCCUUAUAAUUUUCAGGUUUUUAAAUCGUCAAAAGAUGCAUAUAAUAGAUAUUUUAGAGAAUGUUAAAUGUUCAGUAUUACUGUUUCCUCACAAAUAUCAUAACUAAAACGAAAAUUUGCGAAUCUGAAACAAUUUUUUUUUAGUUUUGUCAAUUUACCAAAACGUAAAAAUGCCCCUUUAAUAUGCAAACCAUAAUAUGGUCCCUUAAAGUUUUUAUGUGAUUUAACUAACUUUAACGGCAUGUUCUUCAAUUUAAUGUUCUUUCUUAAAGCUGAAUGUUAUAGAUUAAAAUUGUUGUUGUAAUAAUCAUGGUUCAACAACAUGAAUUAAUCAUCGUUUGAAUGUUCAAAAAAACUAUUCAGUCCGAUACUACCUAUAUAAAAUCGUCCUCAACUUUAAUGCAUCAAAUAAAAUUAUAGGAAAGUUAGUUGAUAAUUUGAAUUUUUUAAUAUUUUAGCUAUUAUACAAAAACUUGUAUAACAUAAUAUAAUAUUAUUAUGAAU
Dreissena polymorpha is the source of this 5590-nucleotide messenger RNA. RefSeq lists its product as uncharacterized. NCBI's taxonomy places the organism in Eukaryota, Metazoa, Mollusca, Bivalvia, Myida, Dreissenidae. The transcript is spliced from 2 exons. Bases 680 to 2080 code for a protein of 466 amino acids. The record is from RefSeq and is a predicted model, not a curated record.